Trypanosoma brucei brucei TREU927 is the source of this 324-nucleotide messenger RNA. RefSeq lists its product as hypothetical. NCBI's taxonomy places the organism in Eukaryota, Euglenozoa, Kinetoplastea, Trypanosomatida, Trypanosomatidae. The transcript has a single exon. The record is from RefSeq and is a predicted model, not a curated record. The coding region runs from base 1 to 324 and encodes 107 amino acids.
AUGCGUCUCGAUAUCAAAUCCAAGAGAAUAAAACAAAAAGGGAAGUUAAGGAGCCGGAGGGCUCUUUUCAAGGCCCAGCUAUGUUUUCUCUUGCAAGGGUACGUAUGCGCUUCCUUUGAUUUCUUUUUCUGUAUGCCGUUUUAUGCACGUUCUCCCACUUCGGUCAUAAUUAAAAAACAAAGAUUCGCAUCAUUGGUUAUUGAUAAUUUUCCUUCCCUUUUUGUUUUCCCUUUUUUAUAUUGGUUGCGGUCGCCCAACUUUCGGUACCCCAAAGUGAGUCUCAAACAUCAGCUACACUCUUCCCGUUCGUGUGAAACAUUUUGA